This is a messenger RNA of Misgurnus anguillicaudatus (oriental weatherfish), 2796 nucleotides long. It is a transcript of the gene nefmb, whose product is annotated as neurofilament medium chain b. Gene Ontology annotation, cellular component: axon; postsynaptic intermediate filament cytoskeleton; cytoplasm. Lineage: Eukaryota; Metazoa; Chordata; Actinopteri; Cypriniformes; Cobitidae. Gene Ontology annotation, molecular function: structural constituent of cytoskeleton. The record is from RefSeq and is a predicted model, not a curated record. Gene Ontology annotation, biological process: neurofilament bundle assembly.
CCAGCCUAUAAAUACAACCGCAAUGCCCUCACCACAUCACCAAUCCACAAGCAAUUCCACCAUGGACAUGAUAGGAACCUCUUCCCGAAGAAGGGCUUUGGAGACGCGGACCACCCGCUCUCCGUCGACCCCUAUGCGCUCGCAUUCCAGGACUAUAAACGGUCUUGGUUUGUAUAAAAGAACCUCCGCCGUGCCGAUAUCCAGAUCUUACAACCCCGCGGUGCUCGCGUCUCCGGAUGGGUUCGAGCUGAGCGCGGCACUUAGCGGAGACCCCGCACGCAGUAACGAGAAGGAGCAACUUCAAGGGCUCAACGACCGCUUCGCCAGUUACAUCGACAAGGUGCGUUUCCUAGAGGAGCAAAACAAACAACUAGAAGCUGAAAUCCAGGCGCUAAAGCAGCAGAAAUUGUCGCAGUCCCUGCACAGCGAUGCGUACGACAGAGAGCUCCAAGACCUGCGUUGCGCACUGGAGCAACUGCACAAGGAAAGGGCACAGGUCCUGCUGGAUACGGAGCACACCGACGAGGAUCUCCAGCGGCUGAGGGAGCGAUAUGAGGAUGAAGCCCGAGUCAGGGAGAACGUGGAGGCUGCCAUUCAAAGCAUGAAGAAAGACAAGGACGACUCGAUUCUCAUAAAGUUGGAGAUGGAAAGGAAAGUCCAGGCCCUUGUGGAUGAAAUUGACUUCUUGCGCCAAAACCACGAGGAGGAGAUCAGCGAGCUCCUGGCUCAGCUUCAAGCCGCACAGGUGCCGGUGGUGGAGAUGAGGGACCUCCAGAAGACCGACAUCACCUCUGCGCUCCGGGAGAUCCGUGCGCAGUUGGACGGGCUUUCAUCCAAGAACCUCCAGCAGGCUGAGGAGGUGUUUCAGUGCCGCUAUUCUAUGCUGUCCGACGCUGCGGAGCAGAACAAGGAUGCUAUCAAGUCUGUACGGGACGGAAUUGCAGAUUACCGCCGUCAGAUCCAAGCCAAGAACAAUGAGCUGGAGGCUCUGCGAGGUACCAAAGAGUCACUGGAGAGGCAACUGCAUGAUAUUGAAGACCGCCACAACAACGAUAUGGGCAGUUAUCAGGAAAUGAUCCACCAAUUGGAAAACGACUUGAAAGGAGCAAAAUGGGAAAUGGCUCGUCAUAUCAGAGAAUAUCAAGAUCUGCUCAACGUUAAGAUGGCGCUGGAUGCUGAAAUAGCAGCUUACAGAAAACUUCUGGAGGGUGAGGAGACGCGCUUCCAAACCAGUAUUUUGAGUCCUGGUUUAGCAUACAGUCAGACCAAAACAUCUAAGGUCAAACAUAAAAUCGUGGAGGAGAUCAUCGAGGAGACCAAAGGAGAGAUUGACAUUGACGAUGACCUGGCAGAGGUGGCAAAAGAUCUGGCAGAAGAAGCUGGAGAGGAAGAAGAGGAAAUUGUAGCUUCUGAACAAGCCAAAGUGAGUUCUGCUGCUCCUGGAGAUGAGGAAGAGGCAGAGGAAGAAGAGGAAAUUGUAGCUGCUGAACAAGCCGAAGUGACUUCUGCUGCCCCUGGAGAUGAGGAAGAGGCAGAGGAAGAAGAGGAAAUUGUAGCUGCUGAACAAGCCGAAGUGAGUUCUGCUGCCCCUGGAGGUGAGGAAGAGGCAGAGGAAGGAGGAGACGAGGAAGAAACAGCAGAAGAGGGAGAGGCCGCUGAGGAGGAAGAGGAAGAAGACGGAGAGGAAGCAGAGGAAGAGGAAGGAGAGGAACCGAAAGUGGAAGUAAUUGAGGAGACGGAACUAUGCGCUGACAAAACUCCAACAUCAGAUAAGGAAGAGAAAGAAGGUGAAGAAGGAGAAGAAGAAAAAGACGCUGAAGAAGUCAAAGAGGUAGAGAGUGAAGAACAAGCCAAGGAUGAGGAUGAGAAGAAAGAGGCUGAUGAAAAAGACGAUGAUGAUGAUGCCAAAGAGGAGACAGAGUCUAAAGGAGAUGAAGAGAAGAAAGAUGAUUCUGCAGAAGAGGAAACAAAGUCUGAUUCAGAAAAGAAAAGUGAUACAGAGGAAGAGGAGAAGAAAAAAGGUGAGUCCUCACCCGUAACCGAAGAAAAAGAAGAUGAAACGCAGGAUAAAGAAGAGGACGUUCCCACUGCUGACCAAACCAGCCCGGCCAAAGAGGAACCCAGUCCCAAAGAAGAGGUCCUGACCAGAACCGUGGAGACCAUCACCAAUGGAGACAAUGCAGCAACCAAACCAGCCCCAGAGAAAGAAGUAGAAAAGGCAGAAGAAAAACCACAAGAAAAAAAGAAAGUCGCCAAAAAAGUGGAGAAAGUAGCUCCGCAAGCAAAGAAGGAAAUCAAAGAUAAAGACUGAUGCCUGGGUGAAACCUCCACAGGAAUUUAGUUCUUACAAAUUGUUCAAAUACAUUUUAUUCAAUGCAAAAUGUGAAAAUCAAACACAAAAAUAACUGCAUGUGUGUUGACUGAUGCAUGUGUGAACGGAAGGAUAUAGCCAUGCGAAACAGAGAUUAUAGCGUGUUUGAAUUAAAGUGCAAGUACAUUAUGCUGCUAAUGACUCUGUUGUAAGAUUUUCCAGCGAUAUGAGCUGCUCUGCAGUAAUGGUGCUACCACAACAUUUGCAAUUUAAGCAGAAACUCUUUCAAACUACACGAUGGCUUUCUAGCAUACUUCAUGCCUUAAGACAGAAUGCACUGAAUCAAUGCUAAGUGUCGGUCUGUUCCACACAAAACAACAAAAGAACAACCGAUAACAAUAAUACUGUGAAAUGUAAAGGUGCUGCUGGUUCGAUCUGUAAUAUUAUCACACCAAUCAAUAAAAAGCUUGUUAAGUCACUACAAA